AUGUGUUUGGUAGUAAACCUCUUCUUAUAUGUACGUUUAUUGUUUGUUUUUAUUUUUCAGUCUGUGGAUUCCAGCCUUGGGGGUCUUUCACGAUCCAGCACAGUGGCCAGCCUUGACACAGAUUCCACCAAAAGCUCGGGACAAAGCAACAAUAAUUCAGAUACCUGUGCAGAAUUUCGAAUAAAAUAUGUUGGUGCCAUUGAGAAACUGAAACUCUCUGAGGGAAAAAGUCUCGAAGGGCCACUUGACCUCAUAAAUUAUAUAGAUGUUGCCCAGCAAGAUGGAAAGUUGCCUUUUGUUCCUCUGGAGGAAGAAUUUAUUAUGGGAGUUUCCAAGUAUGGUAUAAAAGUAUCAACAUCAGAUCAGUAUGAUGUUUUACAUAGGCAUGCUCUAUAUUUAAUCAUCCGGAUGGUGUGCUAUGAUGAUGGCCUUGGGGCAGGAAAAAGCUUACUGGCUUUGAAGACCACAGAUGCAAACAAUGAAGAAUACAGCCUGUGGGUUUAUCAAUGCAACAGCCUGGAACAAGCACAAGCCAUUUGCAAAGUUUUAUCCACCGCUUUUGACUCUGUAUUAACGUCUGAGAAAUCUUGAAUUCUGCAAUCAAGUGGAAGUCAACUUCAUCUGAAAGUUCAGCUGUUUUCUAAGUAGUUGUUUUCAGUCUGCAGUGUUGCAUGGAACUAUGAAGUGAUCUCUUGCUCUAGACUUUCUGAAGAAAAUGCAAAUGUAUAAAAUAUUGAUCAUUUGUUUUUAUAUUAAAGUGUAUUAAACAGUGACAAUUAUUAAUGAAGUUAUUUUCUGGGAUAAGAAGGAAACCUCCUAAGUCAUUUCUAAAUGCAAAUAAGCUUAACACCUGAGUGUCACAGAAGUCCAUUCAGUGAAUAAUAACAACAUUGAGGACCUAUCUGAGGAAGACUACUGAAAUCUGAUCUCUAGCAGCUUCCCACUUGGGGCUGUGGGCAGGCAGAGGUUUGGACUGUGGACCCAGGUUCAUGCUGGUUUGGAACAGGGACACUGCCAACUUAAGACAAAGUAAAUUUGCCAGAGUGUGUUUUCAAAAUAACAUGCUAGUAAACCACGUUUAUCUCAGAGUGAAGAAAACCUUAAAAGAGUACUGCUUAUGCUAAAAGUAACUAGUAUUUAAAGAAUCUCAUGCAAGUAUGCUAGUGUACUUAAAAAAAAAAGGACCAUCAACACACAAUACUUUAAUAAAAACAUUAAAAAUAGAA
Molecule: messenger RNA, 1226 nt
Organism: Galeopterus variegatus (Sunda flying lemur)
Lineage: Eukaryota; Metazoa; Chordata; Mammalia; Dermoptera; Cynocephalidae
Product: integrin beta-1-binding protein 1-like
Exons: 5
Coding region: 1-591 (196 amino acids)
Biological process (GO): negative regulation of focal adhesion assembly; negative regulation of substrate adhesion-dependent cell spreading
Cellular component (GO): cytoskeleton; lamellipodium; cell periphery
Molecular function (GO): integrin binding
Source: RefSeq, a predicted model, not a curated record